AUGCCACCAGCAAAGAAGAGAAAGACCCGCGCGACAGCUGAAUCAUCAGAGGAAGUGCAGCCACUCGAUGCAGUUACCAACGCAGAAGAAUCAACAGAGACACCAUCCGAAUCGAUCCCUCAGAAAACCAAUGAACCCACGCCAUCAACCGCAUCCUCUUCCACCUCAGACGCCGCCGCCAAAGCCAAAGAACGACAAGAAAGAUUCAAGGCUCUUCAGGCCCGCGCAAAGUCUUCUGCCCAAACGAAUCUCAAGGAAGCUACUCUCGAAUCGCAACGUCUAGCCACCGAUCCCAACCUCCUCACAUCCUUGAACCGCAAAUCCGCGGUUGCAUCCCACAAUCUUCUCAAAGCCGACGCCGAAGCUGCUGGCGAAGAUUUUGAGCGUAAACGAGCCUGGGAUUGGACUAUUGAAGAAAGUGAAAGAUGGGAUAAACGACUCAAGAAAAAGGAGGCGCAUCGAGAUGAUCAAGCAUUCCAAGAUUAUCGACAAGAUAGUCGAAAGGUUUACAAACGACAAAUCCGUGAUCUAAAGCCCGAUAUGGAUUUCUAUGAAAAGGAGAAGAUGGCAGCUGUAGAGAAAGCUGCUGCGUCUGGAGGACUCGAGAUUGUGGAGACGGAUGAUGGAGAAUUGGUUGCUGUCGAUAAGGAUGGAACUUUUUAUAGUACGGCUGAUUCAACAGGAUUUGUAGAACACAAACCAGAGAAGGCGGCCGUGGAUAGAUUGGUCAAGGACUUGCAACAGGCGGAAGAGGCAAGGUUGAAGAAACAAAGGGCGAGGAAUGCUGCAAAUGGAGAGGAUGGAGAUGUUACUUAUAUCAACGAUAAGAACAAGCAGUUCAACCAGAAGCUGUCGAGGUUUUACAAUAAGUACACUGCGGAAGUUAGAGAUAGUUUUGAGCGUGGCACAGCUAUAUAAUUACAUGAGGAAUUGGG
This is a messenger RNA of Botrytis fragariae, 935 nucleotides long. RefSeq names its product putative syf2 splicing factor family protein. NCBI's taxonomy places the organism in Eukaryota, Fungi, Ascomycota, Leotiomycetes, Helotiales, Sclerotiniaceae. The transcript has 2 exons. Gene Ontology annotation, cellular component: catalytic step 2 spliceosome; Prp19 complex; post-mRNA release spliceosomal complex. The record is from RefSeq and is a predicted model, not a curated record. The coding region runs from base 1 to 918 and encodes 305 amino acids.